AUGGAAUCCCCCGAAACCUGUCUAACGAACGUUCUCAAGAUCGAGAACCUCUCUCGAAUACCCUACACCCUCUACCGCCCUUCAGACGAUAACCCACCACAACCACAGCCACAGCCACCACCACCACUACAACCCCAACUACAACAACCGUCACAACAACAAUUACAACCACAACCACCACACCAACUCCCACAAUCACAAUCGCACUCAAGAAUCCUUCCCGCGUCACUAAACCGCCACACAACAAACGCCCUCCGACACGCCGAACGCACCCUCCGCACAGAAGGAAACAUCGUUUAUGCGGAUCGCGACAGCGUGACCCUGUGGCUAUUCCAGAUUGAAGGCUUCCCGUCACCACCCGGGGGAAACACCGCCAGCGGAGGAGGAGGAGGAGGAGGCGGCGCCGGCAGCGGUAAAGAUGCCUGCGGCGACGACAGCAUGGAGGGGGAGGUACAGGCACAGAUUGCCGAGGAGGAGACGAGCGGCAAGUGGAAGAGAAUCGACGCCAGGCUUCGCGAUGAGUGGGGUCUUCGAGAAUCGUCAUCCGGAACCUUCCUCGCAUCCACCUUAGCACCCCCUCAACCCCCGCACACAGCAACAUUUCACUCAUCCUCGUCGUCAUCGCGUCCCGCCACGCCUGGCUUCCCGCCCACGCCCAUGUCCGGCAUGUUCCCGCCCUCGUCGUCGUCGCACAGCACGCCUGCCGCGAUCGACCUCACCGACGACGGCGGCGGCACCUCCGAGGACGCCUCGUCCUCCUCAUCCCCGCCUGAAGACCAGUUUGCGGCCUACAAGCGCUUCAUCACCGCCGUGCUGCUGUCGCUCCACUUUGAGAUGGCGGCCGGCAGCGGCUACACGCCGCUCAACAUCCGCACGCUCGUCUCGCCGGCGUCCCUGCGGCUGUCGGGAUCCUCUGAGAAGCGCGCCGCCGCCGCCGGCAGUGAGAAGGAGGACAACAACAACAGCAACACGGGAAAGGCGGACCAACAGCAGCAGCAGCAGCAGCUCCCGAGCACGCCCGUCGUGGUACCGGAGGUUAUACGACCCACGGUGGUCGCGUUGGACGCUUAUCUGACCACCGCCGGAACGCUGCUGAUCAUACCGCAUACGGAGGAGAGAGACGGGAGAGACGUGUAUAUUGCGCCGUGGGGCGAGUGGGGGCGAUUGCUUCCCUCUACGCCUGCGGCGGAGCCGGCAAUGUCGGCGAAGGAGAUGAAGUGGAAGGACGCGGUAAGGUCGUAUCUGCAGGACUGCGGCAUCCUCUCGACGCCCGGUAAUGGCAAUGGCUGGCGGAGGGACGUGAACGUGCUUGAGGAGGCGGUGCAGAUGGGCGAUUGGCGAAGGAUCGAGAUAUGGAUACCGUUCAAGGAGUUUCCCGGAAUGGGCAUGGCCGUAAAGGUGCUGUGGCCGGAGGCACUGCUGUUUAUGAAGGCCAGCGAGGACGACACUAUACCCUGCACGGUGGGCGAUGAUGAUGAUGAUGAUGAUGCACAGGCUGAAGACGCUGCUACGGAGGGCGAGGACGUGUUCUGGAAGACGGUGUUUUCCGACCCGGAGUACGCACGCUUCGCGUCCGGCAGCCUAUCAAUGUCGCUCGCGUCGCUCGUAUUUGCAGACGACGGGCAGCCGCUGCCGCCGCCGCCGUCGCGCGCGCGGAAGGACAUUGGCGCGGACUGGUGGGGCACGGCGUCGGCGGUGGACUGGGCCGAGGAGUGGCUGGCGGGGCGGGAGGAGCGCGACCGCGUGGUUCAGGCGCGGCUGGAGGCGAAGAAGGCGCUGCGGCUGCAGAGGGAGGAGGCGGAGCGGCGGGUCAAGGAGGAGGAGGAGGAGCGGGUGCGCGUCAAGGUGAAGGAGGAGGAGAGGGCGCAGCAGCAGCAGCAGGUGCAGGUCCAGGUGCAGGUGCAGGUACAGAUGGAGAUGGGGAUGGGGAUGGGCAUGGGCAUGGGCAUGGAGAUGGAGAUGACGGAGGCGAUGGAUACGAAGGAGGAUAAGGCGAAGCUGAAGGUGCUGGAGCAGAAGAACCCCGCGGGCGUGUAUCCGACGCCGCCGGAGGGGGGGCCGCAGCAGCAGCAGCAGCACCAGCACCAGCAGCACACGGCACAGACGAUGGGCGGGGGGCCAGGGUCGACAGGGUCCGGGAGUGCGCCGGCAACAAUUUCAGCGGAGGCGAUGAUUGGCGCGGUGGCGCUGCCGGCGACGGAGACGGAGACGGACAUGGAGCUGGACUGGACGGCGGAGCUGCCGGGCGUGGCGGACCAGGUGCCGGAUGCGCUGGGCGGGGGGAGGAAACAGAGCGAUGCUGCGGCGAUCGGGGGUCUUGCGGGCGGCACGGCGGAGGCGGAUCUGUUUGGGGGCGAUAUGGACGAUGAUGAUAUGUUUGGGCAUGCCAUCACGGAGGACGACUUUGCGUUCUUUGAUAAUAAUCCCGGGGGAUUGGAGGACUUUGGGGAUGAUUUGGGGGAAAUGGGGGAGGAGGAUGUGAAUAUGGCGCUGGAGGAUAUGGAUCUUGGAGGAGGAGGAGGAGGAGCGGGCAGCAGUGUACAGGCUGGCGGUGGUGUUGGUGGUGUUGGAGGCGGCGAGAUGGACCUGACCAUGGAGAUUCCCAUGCACAUGCGGGAGGAAAUGGUGAUUUCAUCCAGCCCCGCUGCUGGAGCCAUGAUGGCGCAGCAGCCGCCGACUAUCAACAUUGACGUGAGCAGAGCCGACGGACAUCAUCACAAUCACGACCCAAGGCCCCCCGGAGGUGGUGGUAGCGCCUCUGAGAAGCAGCAGCUGGCAGAGCGCGAACCGCACAUCCAGACGCCGCCGCUGAGCCCGCACCGCGCCAUCCGCCUGCUGGUGCCCGAGUACUCGCUCUCGCCCAGCACGCACCACCACCACCACCACCCGCACCCCACGCCGCCAACAACCGGCGGGGCCAUGAAGACGCCGCAGAACAAUGGCGCGCCCCCAGCACCACCGCCUCCACCACCCCCGAGCGGGGGUGGGGGUGUCAGUGAAGCGAAGCGCAGAAUGUCGCUCUACUCGCCAAUCACGUUCACGACAAAGAUCGAGAUGGCAGAUAGAAAAUAUGCACCCGGAGGACGGUAUUUCUUGCCAGAGAGCAUCAAGGACAAGGAGCUGAAGGAGUUUGAGAGCAAGCAGGGGGGCAAGCUGGAGACGACCAAGGCGGUGCCUCCCACCACGCCGGGCGGCAAGCGGAAGCGCGGCAUCUUUGUGCGCUCGGUGGUGGUUGAGGAGGGGGGCGUGGAGAUGGCGGCGGCGCCGGAGGUGGCGGAGGUGGUGCUGGCGGACGACGCGGUGAUGGCCGAGAGCCCGGAGGACGACGAGUGCGAUGCGGGCGAGUAUAGCGAUGACGAGUGGUCUGAGGAGAGCAGUGUUGAGAGCGAUGCCGAUGACGAGACGGAGGAGGAUGAGGCCGAUGUUGGCGGGAGGUACUAUACGAGCCCGUUGGCGGUGGCGUAUGGCGGCAGUGGCGGCGGCGGCGGCGGAGGAGGGAGUAGGAAGCGGAAAUGGGCGUUUGAGGACGACGGCGAGAGCUCUUCGGUGGCGGAAACGACGAUGAAGCGGGAGACGGGUGUUGGUGGUGCGGGCGGUGGUGUUGGUGGUGUUGGCGCAGCGGACGGGGAGGGCGAGGUGCUGGGCGAGAUUGCGCCGCCGCCGUGGGAGGUGAUGGUGCCAGACCCGACGGACGCCUCUCUUGUGGGCGUCUUCUCCAACAUGACACUCGAGACAGACGCGGUAUCGCUGGCGGGCCUGGGAGAGGCCGAGUUCAUGGCCGUCAGCAGGCUUGUGCGCGAGCAGGUUGUGAGCGGGACGUCCAAGCCGCUGGGAACGCUGCUUGACGGCGGGGGCUGGGAGACGGCGGUCGAGGACGACAACGAGGAGUGGUGUCUGCUGCGCCGGCGGAAGGGCAAGGACGAGGAGGUUGUCGAGGAGGCUGCGCGCGGGCUGUUUGGCAGCGGAGGUGUCGUCCGCUGUACGCUCGAGACAUAUGUCACGGUGGCCGACGCAGUGAUCGACCCGCCGCCGACGCCGCUGCUUGUCGGCAGAGCGGCGUCCAUGCGGCCCAUUGCACAGCCCAGGCGCGGCAUCAAUAGCAAUAGUAACAACAGCAACAGCAACACCCCGACGCUCAACAGCAACAACAAGCGGUCCUCAGACCUCACGGCGCCUGCUGCCAAUUCAGCGAUUUUCAGACUGCCGCCACCGCAUGUGCAUAUCCACCGUGCUGAGCAGGCGCUGGAGAUCCUGCCGCCGGCCCUCCACUUCUGGGAGACGUUCGGCUUCGGCCCGUGCUCGGGCCCCAAGAACGUCAUCGGCUUCUGCCUGCACCCGGCAUCAAAGGCCAUGGACGACGCCGCCGACGCACUCCUGGAGCGCGUCUCGUUCUCGUACGAGUCUGGCCGCUUCGGGACACACGUGCGUGGGCGGCUGGACGCGUCGGGCAUCACGAACGGCGCGCUCGGCAUCGGGCCAAAGGACAGCACCGGCGAGAUUGACAGUCUGGAGAAGGGCGUGGUGGCGCUGAUGGACGGGAUGGCGGAGUUUGGGGUGGUGCUGGCGAACGGUGUGGCCGACGAGUUGCAGAAUAUCGUGGUGUAUGUGAUUAAUCCGUUUGAGCACCCCAGCGCGGUGGUGGAUAUAUGUGCGGGCUUUGUGCGCAUGUGCAGGGUGUAUGUGGCGGCGUGUGUGGGCGGCGGCGGCGGGGCGCAGAUGGGUGCGGGGGCGGGGGCGGGGGCGGGGGCGAGGAGGAAUAAUUUGGUGUUGCAGAUUGUGCCGGUGGGGUUUUUGGCGAGGAGGGAAGGAGGUGUGAGUCGGGGCCAGGGCGAGUGGGCGACGUUUGCGUGUGAGGUGUAUAAUCGAUGCAUGCCGACGGAUGGGAUGUGCUCACUGGACGAGGCACAAAAGACAUUUUCACCAUCAAUAUAUCUCACCCGCUCACCGCCAAAGACAAUCGAGUUCCGCGCAACAGACCCCUCGCCCUCCCUCCUGCACGAAAACUCCCUCCUGCACAUCGCCUACGCCCAAAGCCUCGACGAGCGCUGGAUCACCGUCGCCUGGACCGACGCCUGGGGCGAGCAGCAAGCCACCGAGAGCUACUGCCUCGGCCGCAAGCACUGCACCGUGCUGCGCCCCUUUGACGACGUCUGCCGCGACAUCUGGGCGCGCACGCUCGAGAUCACGCGCAUCCGCCGCGUCGCAUGGCGCAUCAUGCUGGCCAAGGUGGCGCCCACAAUGCCCGCCGACGAGAUCGACAUCUGGGCGCGCCUGUCGCGCGCGUCGAUGGGGAGUCUUACACACACGCUUACGCUGCUGACGGCGGAUGUUGCCCCGCCGUUGGCGGUGGCGCCGGUGUUGCCGGCUGUGGCCCCCGCGGCGUUUAAUCCACUUGUGGGGGGCGCGGGGACGGGGACGCCGCCGGGGUUGGGGGGCACGACGCCGACGCCUGGGGGUGGUGCAGGGGGGUCGAUUGUGUCGCCGGAUCAGUUUGGGGGUGCGGCGGCGACGCCGUCGGCGGAUUUGUUGCCGGAGGUGGAUGCGGGGUCGGCGUUGGUGGAUUAUGGGGAUGAGGUGUGGGGCGUGGUGUGUGCGCACCGGUGGCGGCGGGGGCUGCUGCUGGGGAUGGAUGAUGCCGGCAGUGCUGGUGUAGGUGGAGGGGGGUGGAUGGGGUAUCUGGUGAAGAGGGGGGCGCGGGGGAGGGGGACGAUAUGGUUGUGCUGGGCGUGGAGGUUGUGA
Messenger RNA from Morchella importuna, 5739 nucleotides. RefSeq lists its product as uncharacterized. Gene Ontology annotation, molecular function: transcription coregulator activity. The transcript has 5 exons. Gene Ontology annotation, cellular component: mediator complex. Bases 1 to 5739 code for a protein of 1912 amino acids. Gene Ontology annotation, biological process: regulation of transcription by RNA polymerase II. The record is from RefSeq and is a predicted model, not a curated record. Lineage: Eukaryota; Fungi; Ascomycota; Pezizomycetes; Pezizales; Morchellaceae.